This is a messenger RNA of Orussus abietinus, 2544 nucleotides long. RefSeq names its product serum response factor-binding protein 1. The transcript is spliced from 3 exons. Bases 415 to 1812 code for a protein of 465 amino acids. The record is from RefSeq and is a predicted model, not a curated record. Gene Ontology annotation, cellular component: 90S preribosome; nucleus. Gene Ontology annotation, biological process: maturation of SSU-rRNA. NCBI's taxonomy places the organism in Eukaryota, Metazoa, Arthropoda, Insecta, Hymenoptera, Orussidae.
AAUAAACCCACGUGAAAUGAAAGUGCGAGAAGUGAGCGCUCUCGUCAAAAAUAUGUAAUAAACGCCCUGUUAACGUCAAAGUAGAUUAUAACUUAAAUACAUUUCCAUGAGUAGUGAACUCCGGGUUUUAUAAAUUCGCGUUUACGGAAAGCGACUGUUCCUACCUUCUCUCCGAUUCGUGGAUUAUUUUUGGUGGGCAAAAGAUGUCAAUGAAGGGUCGUCUUCAAAGUAUUUUGUAAUUUAAACAUUGUACCAUAUCCAGGAUUUUUAUUCACUGUUUAGAGAAGUAUUGCCGUACACACGUAAAAAGUGAUAUUUAUACAAUAUUCGUAAAUAUUUCCGAGUAGGGAAUAGAGAACGUAGAAACGUGUCUGUCAAAAAAGUUCUUCGAACAAAAUCGUGAAUGUGGAGCACAUGGUUACAUCCAACGGUAAACAAGUCUGGUUGCACAACGGUGCCGAUAUUACGUGUACUUUGCAAUCCACAGGAGGACCGAGAGGAUCCAGCGACAUGAGCAAACUUGAAAUAAACAAUGAGAUUGUUUUAAUGAGGCACGCAGUCCGCCGUGCACGUGUUCACGUUGUGAGGAAGCUGGUGAGGGAUGUCAAGACUUUACGAGAAAAAAAAGGUAACGAAAAGCAGCAGGAAAAAUAUAAAAGGAAAGCAGAAAGAUUUGCUAAUGAGAUUCUGGCCAUUAAAAAGGUCAAGGAUGAUGAGAUUUCUCGGUACGCCAUUACUAAUUCGAGGAGCUUGCAGGAGAUUUUAGAAGACCAAGGUUCAGAUUCUCAGACUCGCAUGAUGGCUAGAUUGGCUUUUCACAGUACUUUGAAAAAUGUGGUAUCGAAGUUUAAAGAAAAGUUCCCAGAGUACGAGAAACAUUUGGGACCAGGGAAAAGGAAAUUGAUAAAAUUGCAACGGAAGGCUAAGAAACAAGCAGCUGCACAAAAAAGAGUUUCCAAAAACGUUAACAAUGAAAAUAUUGAAGUAGCUGAUAAUUCCGAAAAGGAUACUUCCGAAAACAAUGAAAUAAUUACGAACAGAAGUAGUAAUAUCGAAUACGAAGAGGCGUCAAAAGAUCAAGAUAUUAAAGAAACUCUAAGCAGCGAUGAAGAUAGUAAAACUUUAGAACCAGGAAGUAUUUUGCGUAUAAAACCAAUUAAUAUCAAUAAUGAAUCCAAAGAUUCAGAAAGGAAAAAGUUAAAGAAGUCGAACAAAGAAAGUACUAAAAAUCCGGAAGUCAAAUCGCUGGAAGUGAAAAAUCAUCCUAGAAAAACCUCUGUUCCUGUGAAGGUGACUAAAGAAGCAAUGGUAAAGAGAUUUACAGAACUGCUGCAGGAAGAAACAUCCAACGAAGAUUUCAAAGAGAAAGAUGACACGGUAAAACCAUUACAAGUCGAGUUAAGGAAAGAAGUCGAUGCAUUCUUUAUGACUGGAGAUGGAGAAAGGGAAUACCUCAGUGUCGCUAUUCCAAAAGAAGUAAAAAGUAGUGACGAUUAUAAUAACCAGGAUAAUUUCAAAAAUCCAAAGUUUGCGAAGAGUAAAUUCUUUGAUAAGAUAGAUAAUUCCAAUGGAUGGAAUCAGAAACCAUCAAGAACUCAAGCUCGGCAGAAAAACUACUGUAAAUCGAAUGAUAAUUAUGUUAGCCAAAGGGCGGAGAGGCCAAUUAAUGGAAGCAGGAGUUCAAAAGUUCCAUUCAAAAGGAAAGAAGACGUUCCUGAGCAUUUACAUCCAUCUUGGGCAGCGAAAAAGAAACAGCAAGAAAUCUUAAAGCAAGGAUUCCAAGGGAAGAAAAUCGUCUUCGGUGAUGAUUAGUCACCGUAAUCACCGUAAUUAGGUAGAGCUAUAUUUGUAAGUUACGUUAUAUAAUUUAAUUAGCCAAAAUAGAACUUUAAAUCAUUGUUGUCUAUAGUGAUUAAAGGAAAUAACAUUUAUACCCGUUGUUGUGAAUUGUCUUGUACAAGUGAACUUGUAAGUACAUUAGGAUAUUUAAAUUUAGUACGGCAUGUAUAGUACUCAAUUGGACCUCGAAUGAAGGAAUGAUUAAUCCUUAUUGCUCAACCGUUCCUAAGAAUUUCUUUUAGUUCACGUAUAAUUACCUUCAAUUUCCAGUUUUCGCUGUAAAGGUUACAAGGUGGAAGUUUUUGGGAUUCAUGACAUGUCUGUCGUUGACUGCGCAAUAUCCAAAGUAUUCAUCGAGGAAAAUUUUAUCCCAAGGUUUUGAAACUUGGUCCAUCCGAUACAAAGAUUUCCCAAUAAUUUCCGAAGUUGCCCAAACUUUGACUGCGUCAUUGGUUCACAUGACAGUAAACAAAUGAGCAUUAAAUUCUAAAGUUAAUUCCUACCAUCGCAAUCACACGACCCGUUUUCACGAUUCAUCGAAAACCCAAGUGCUUCAAAAUAAUUCAUUGAUUCACGAAAAAUGUAAUAAGUUAGCAACAAUUGGACGCAUUAGUAACAGCUACCUCAGUAACCUAAUGUUAAAUUAAAUAUAUACGUAUCUGUGUGUGUAUAUGUAUAUAAAAUAAAUGUAAUUAGACACUUUUA